GAUGGACAACAACACCACAAUGACCGUCUGUCUCGGGUCGUUGCGAAAUCCUUGACGCUUGAUGUCGGGCCUAUAGUUAGGCCGGCCGAUGCGACCCCGAGAUAUCCCUCACCUCCGUGCCACAACGCCACUUCGACGCCGACUAUAAGACUGCCGCUUGGGAUGAACCGCGAGCCAUUUGUGCGUCCAUCGCUGCGUCUGAGAACCAUGGCCAUGCUGCGAGUGUCAUCCUACCGAAGGUUGUUUGAGGAGCAGUGCUGGAGACAGAACGGAGCGUCGGUGGUGUCGAGGCGCAGCCCUGGCAGGGCUGGAGCGGCUGACGAAUGCCAAUGCGACAAGUAUGACUUUGCAUCUGCCAAGGCGCUCAACAAGGAAGGCCUGGUCCGAUUCACCCAGGACCACACCGUCCUCUCCGGCCUUAACAACCGCCUGGUCCGGCUGAUUGAACUGGCUCGUUGCUUUGAGGAGGAGAAUGAGUUCCUGGAGAGCCAGAUCCUGGACCUGGAGGAGAGCGGGCCCUCUGCGGGAGUCUCUGGCACCGGGGGCGCUGUGGCUGACUGCAGCCUGGACGCGGCGGUGGAGAGGCUGCGCAGAGAGAGGGAUGACAUCUUGUGUGACACGGUGGAGCUGCAGAAGGAACUGCAAUGUCUGAGGCAAGAGUUUGAGAAGGCUCUGCAGCAGAGGACCAGCGUCCAGCACGCAAGACUCGACCUCGCUGAGGAGGUGGAUGCGGUGACAGCCGAGUGCCUCGCACUCAGGGAGCAAGCUGAGAUCUACGAGCAGCAGCUAGUCUGCAUGGAGGCCCAGCGCAGCACGGCGGUGCAAUGCCACGAGUCCCAGGGCCCCCUGGGCCCUCUUGGGACCCCCGAAUCCGGGGCGCGACUGGAGUUCUGCAGCCCAGACAUUACCCCCGGCCUGCAGAUCAAAGCGUACUACGGCCAACUGGCAGAGAGCCUGCAGUGCGAGUGCGGAAAAUCCUCCCCUUCUUCUUCUUUGGUGCCGUCCCACGACCCGCUGCGAGAAGAGGGCGUGUCUGGACCCCCGAGGUCAAAGGGCAAAGACUCCCCAAAGAUGGCCGACUCCGGAGAACUGAAAGAGCUGGUGGGCCAGCUGCAGAAGGAGCUGGCCGAGCUGCAGAAGGGCAGCGUGGAGCUGGAGGAUGAGGUGGAGGUGAACGGAGACGCUCACCAGGAGCGGAUUGAGGAGCUGGAGUGCACCUUGGAGGAUAUGAGGGCUCAGCAGCUUGAUUUUGAAGACCAAAUCCAGGAUCAGUGUGAGGACUACCAGGAGUUGCUGUGCGAGAAGAGGACCAGAGACCUUGAGAUCGCGGCCUACAGGGGUCUCGUCGCGGAGGAGGACGACAGGCUUUGUCACCUGUAACAGGAGAGACGGAGUGAGGGACGAUCAGUCAGAAACCCUGGCACUGGAAUGGAUGGAUGCCACCGGAAUGGACUAGAAGUGGAAGAAGAGAAAAAUUGUCUCAGAGUGAAGAAGCUUAGGCGUUUUGAGGGGAUGCAAAGUUAGCGUGACAGAUUAAUACCGGCUGGAUCCCUGCACAGGGUCAGUGAUAACUGCUCUUGUCAGAUGACCCCCAGACUUCAAGAAAGAUUGGACUGUCUAAAAGCUGGGUGGCGGAAGAGGGAUGGAGGCUGUUGUGAUGAUGGGUCUGCAGUCAUUACCGAUGUGUGUGUGUCUGUUCGAUGUAUGUAACGUGCACCGCUACUACCCUUAUUGUUUGAUCUCUGUUAGCUAAACCAAUUAUACACAGAGAAACUGUUGCAUACGCGCGCACACACACACACACACACACACACACACACACACACACACACACACACACACACACACACACACACACACACACACACACACACACACACACACACACACACACACACACACACACCACACACACACACACACACACACACACUGGCAGAUCACCUCUGGUUUGUCUCCCUGUCCCCUCACCCAUCAAACAUAGUCAGAUUAGUUGCUCUUAGCCUUUGACCUUUCAGCUGUUGACAUAACGAGGGGCAGCUCUCUCUCUCUCUCUCUCUCUCUCUCUCUCUCUCUCUCUCUCUCUCUCUCUCUCUCUCUCUCUCUCUCUCUCUCUCUCUCUCUCUCUCUCUCUCUCUCUCUCUCUCUCUCUCUCUUUCCCCCCGAUUGGAUGGUAUUAAAAAUCAAGGUGCUUCAACUGUUGCAGUCACGCUUGUGGAUCGAUUAUACUCCUAACUUGCAGCGAACCAGAUAACGAGUACAAGCUGUGUGCUUCCUUAGCUAAUAAUUUUUUUAUGUACUCUGUAGCUUCAGCGAGAGUUCAAUUUGUCCCCAUGUCAAAUACUUAAGGUAGAUGAUUAUUUAGCUUUUUGUGACCUACAACUAAAGUACGAAAAUGGACUAAAUGAAGUACAAAGUUAAACGCUGUUACAUUAAAAUCGAGUAAAAUACUGUU
This is a messenger RNA of Gadus macrocephalus (Pacific cod), 2455 nucleotides long. It is a transcript of the gene vimr2, whose product is annotated as vimentin-related 2. Gene Ontology annotation, biological process: skeletal muscle organ development. The record is from RefSeq and is a predicted model, not a curated record. The coding region runs from base 163 to 1380 and encodes 405 amino acids. The transcript is spliced from 10 exons. Gene Ontology annotation, cellular component: Z disc; cell-cell junction; sarcolemma. NCBI's taxonomy places the organism in Eukaryota, Metazoa, Chordata, Actinopteri, Gadiformes, Gadidae.